AUGGAGCCGGCACUGGACCGGGGGGAGUGGGAGGGAUGCUGCCAGCGCUGCAAGGACCGCUUGAACUCCCUGGCCAUCUCCGUCAUGAACCAGUGGCCGGGGGUGAAGCUGCGGGUGACGGAGGGCUGGGAUGAGGACGGGCACCACUCGGAGGAGUCGCUGCAUUACGAGGGUCGAGCCGUGGACAUCACGACCUCGGACCGGGACCGCAACAAGUACGGCAUGCUGGCUCGCCUGGCUGUGGAGGCUGGCUUCGACUGGGUCUACUACGAGUCCAAGGCACACAUCCACUGCUCCGUCAAGUCAGAGCACUCGGCCGCUGCGAAGACGGGGGGCUGCUUCCCCGGCAGGGCGCUGGCAACGCUGGAGGACGGUGCCCGGACACCGCUGUGGGCACUGCGCCCGGGCCAGCGGGUGCUGGCAAUGGAUGGGGCAGGCAGGCCCACCUACAGCGACUUCUUGGCUUUCCUGGACAAGGAGCCCCGUGCCCUCACCUUCUUCCAUGUCAUCGAGACGCGGGAGCCACCCCGGCGCCUGGCCCUGACACCCACCCACUUGCUCUUCGUGGCAGAGAAUGCCUCGGCGCCUGCUGCCCGUUUCCGUCCCACCUUUGCCAGCCGCGUGCGCCCCGGACAUUUUGUGCUGGUGGCGGCAGGGGGGGGUGGCUUGCAGCCCGCCGAGGUGGUGGGGGUGCGGAACCGGAGGGACGUGGGAGCCUAUGCCCCACUGACACGCCACGGGACACUGGUGGUGGACGGCAUGGUGGCCUCGUGCUUCGCCCUGGUGCAGGAGCAACAUCUGGCACAGCUGGCCUUCUGGCCACUCCGGCUCUACCACAGCCUGAUGGGGUGGCCAGGGGCGCAGGGGGAUGGCGUGCACUGGUACUCGGGGCUGCUCUACCGCCUGGGCAGGCUGCUCUUGCCCCCUGACAGCUUCCACCCACUGGGAGUACCCUGGGCAGAGAGCUGAGGGUGUGCCCCAGCCAGCACUGCUGGUGGAGGUGGUGGCUGCGGGGCAGCUCA
Molecule: messenger RNA, 1022 nt
Organism: Aptenodytes forsteri (emperor penguin)
Lineage: Eukaryota; Metazoa; Chordata; Aves; Sphenisciformes; Spheniscidae
Gene: IHH
Product: indian hedgehog
Exons: 3
Coding region: 1-969 (322 amino acids)
Biological process (GO): regulation of gene expression; cell fate specification; cell-cell signaling
Molecular function (GO): patched binding; calcium ion binding
Source: RefSeq, a predicted model, not a curated record